UAAAGAAAAAACCCUUGAAUGAGUCGGUGAGUCCUAACUUUUGACUGGUACAGUAUAUUAUUUGGAUUUCUGUUACUAAGUUAAUCAUUUCCAAACUAUUGAUAUGGUUGUUUAAUCAAAGAAAAUGUAAUUUCCUGAUAAUUUUGUCUUGUGAUGCUGUAUUGAAAACAGACUUACAAAGUAGAGGACAAGAACGUGAGGAUGUUUGCUGAUGUGCAGCUACAUGACUGAACUACAGAAAGACUGACACGCUGGAGAAACAGAACCUCUUGACUGGUCUCACAGGAAACAGGACCAAUAGAAACAGAACCUCUUGACUGGCCUCACAGGAAACAGGACCAAUAGAAACAGAACCUCUUGACUGGCCUCACAGGAAACAGGACCAAUAGAAACAGAACCUCUUGACUGGCCUCACAGGAAACAGGACCAAUAGAAACAGAACCUCUUGACUGGUCUCACAGGAAACAGGACCAAUAGAAACAGAACCUCUUGACUGGUCUCACAGGAAACAGGACCAAUAGAAACAGAACCUCUUGACUGGCCUCACAGGAAACAGGACCAAUAGAAACAGAACCUCUUGACUGGCCUCACAGGAAACAGGACCAAUAGAAACAGAACCUCUUGACUGGCCUCACAGGAAACAGGACCAAUAGAAACAGAACCUCUUGACUGGCCUCACAGGAAACAGGACCAAUAGAAACAGAACCUCUUGACUGGUCUCACAGGAAACAGGACAAAUAGAAACAGAACCUCUUGACUGGCCUCACAGGAAACAGGACCAAUAGAAACAGAACCUCUUGACUGGCCUCACAGGAAACAGGACCAAUAGAAACAGAACCUCUUGACUGGUCUCACAGGAAACAGGACAAAUAGAAACAGAACCUCUUGACUGGCCUCACAGGAAACAGGACCAAUAGAAACAGAACCUCUUGACUGGUCUCACAGGAAACAGGACCAAUAGAAACAGAACCUCUUGACUGGUCUCACAGGAAACAGGACCAAUAGAAACAGAACCUCUUGACUGGUCUCACAGGAAACAGGACCAAUAGAAACAGAACCUCUUGACUGGUCUCACAGGAAACAGGACCAAUAGAAACAGAACCUCUUGACUGGCCUCACAGGAAACAGGACCAAUAGAAACAGAACCUCUUGACUGGUCUCACAGGAAACAGGACCAAUAGAAACAGAACCUCUUGACUGGCCUCACAGGAAACAGGACCAAUAGAAACAGAACCUCUUGACUGGCCUCACAGGAAACAGGACCAAUAGAAACAGAACCUUGACAUCAGACUCUACUGACGUCAGACCAGUCAUCUGACACGGCUCCCAAUUUAGACACAGUGACAAUAGGAAAUCACUGUACCAACAGUAAUACUGCUGUUCCUACAUGCUGUUCUGUUCCAACAUGCUGUUCUGUUCCAACAUGCUGUUCUGCUCCUACAUACUGUUCUGUUCCAACAUGCUGUUCUGCUCCUACAUACUGUUCUGCUCCAACAUGGUGUUCUGUUCCAACAUGCUGUUCUGCUCCUACAUACUGUUCUGUUCCAACAUGCUGUUCUGUUCCUACAUACUGUUCUGUUCCAACAUGCUGUUCUGCUCCUACAUACUGUUCUGCUCCAACAUGGUGUUCUGUUCCAACAUGCUGUUCUGCUCCUACAUACUGUUCUGUUCCAACAUGCUGUUCUGUUCCUACAUACUGUUCUGCUCCAACAUGCUGUUCUGUUCCAACAUGCUGUUCUGUUCCAACAUGCUGUUCUGUUCCUACAUGCUGUUCUGCUCCUACAUACUGUUCUGUUCCAACAUACUGUUCUGUUCCAACAUGCUGUUCUGUUCCAACAUGCUGUUCUGUUCCUACAUACUGUUCUGUUCCAACAUGCUGUUCCAACAUGCUGUUCUGCUCCAACAUGCUGUUCUGCUCCGACAUGCUGUUCUGUUCCUCCAUACUGUUCUGUUCCAACAUGCUGUUCUGCUCCGACAUGCUGUUCUGCUCAGACAUGCUGUUCUGUUCCUACAUGCUGUUCUGCUCAGACAUGCUGUUCUGCUCCGACAUGCUGUUCUGCUCCGACAUGCUGUUCUGCUCAGACAUGCUGUUCUGCUCCAACAUGCUGUUCUGCUCCUACAUGCUGUUCUGUUCCUACAUACUGUUCCAACAUGCUGUUCUGCUCCUACAUGCUGUUCUGUUCCUACAUGCUGUUCUGUUCCUACAUACUGUUCCAACAUGCUGUUCUGUUCCAACAUGCUGUUCUGCUCCUACAUGCUGUUCUGUUCCUACAUACUGUUCCAACAUGCUGUUCUGCUCCAACAUGCUGUUCUGUUCCUACAUACUGUUCCAACAUGCUGUUCUGCUCCAACAUGCUGUUCUGUUCCUACAUAGUGUUCCAACAUGCUGUUCUGCUCUGACAUGCUGUUCUGCUCUGACAUGCUGUUCUGCUCAGACAUGCUGUUCUGCUCAGACAUGCUGUUCUGCUCCGACAUGCUGUUCUGCUCCAACAUGCUGUUCUGCUCCUACAUGCUGUUCUGUUCCUACAUACUGUUCCAACAUGCUGUUCUGCUCCUACAUCAAAUCUAAUCAAAUGUAUUUAUAAAGCCCUUCGUACAUCAGCUGAUAUCUCAAAGUGCUGUACAGAAACCC
Oncorhynchus tshawytscha (Chinook salmon) is the source of this 2632-nucleotide messenger RNA. RefSeq lists its product as uncharacterized. The coding region runs from base 1388 to 2374 and encodes 328 amino acids. The record is from RefSeq and is a predicted model, not a curated record. NCBI's taxonomy places the organism in Eukaryota, Metazoa, Chordata, Actinopteri, Salmoniformes, Salmonidae. The transcript has 2 exons.